GCCAGAUACCGGAUUUGGCAGCUUGUGAUAUUUAUAAACUCAGAUCGACAAGACGUUGGACACCAGCCGACUGGUCUGACGGUUUACCUCAGAACCAUAUCGUGAGGCUUGGCGAUGAUCACGAAGGAAGAUGACUUACACAACUCCUCCGACAUUGUGCGGGAGAAGAGACUGCGAUGUUGAAGAGAGUCAGGUGUCGACGCCUCAAGAGCCGAGCAAUCUUGAGCAACACCAGCAUCAACAUCAGCAACAGCGUCUUUCAGCACUCCAGAUAAACCUCUCCCAUUUAUUCCAUCUUCAGAUACAUCACACUAGCAACCAUGGUUCGCGCAAUUUCCCUCUUCUCCGGUCUAGCUCUGGCCUUCGCUGCUAGUGCCGACGUAAUCGGCCACAAGGAUGUCCAGCGCUUCACGGAGAGCGCCCCCGAGAUAUACCUCAAGUUCAAGCCGUUCCUCGACGUCGAUACCGGCUGCGUGCCCUUUCCAGCCGUCGACAAGGAUGGUAACAUUAGCGGCGGUCUGAAAGCUGCCGGAGACAUCUCUGGUCAAUGCAGCGAGAGCGAGGGCCAGCUCUACGCCCGCGGCCGCAAUCAUGACGGCAAGUUCGCCAUCAUGUACGCCUGGUACUUCCCCAAGGACCAAGCCGUCCACGGCGGCGGCGCAGGCCAUAGACACGACUGGGAGGACGUCGUGGUCUGGCUGUCGUCGAACAGUGGCGACGCUGAUUUCCUGGGCGUCGCGACGUCAGGCCAUGGCGACUACACCAAGACAAAGGCCUCGGACAUGAAGGACUCGAUGGACGGCAGCCGACCGCUGAUCCAGUACUUCUCAAAUGGGAUUACCAACCACGAGCUGCAGAUCACGACGGCCAAGGGUGGCGAGCAGGCCCUGAUCGAAUGGGGCGCCCUGGGUUCCAAGGCGCGCGCGGGACUGGCCACCUCAGAUGCGUGGGGGGAUGCGGUCAUGCCCAUGAUUGACGACAACUUUAAAGACAAGAUUGCAAAGGCUGCGCUGUGAUGGACAGAGGACUGCGGUCAAGUCUGCCUCCUCUCUGGUCUUGAGACAUCCAACAUGAAUAGGGCCUUUUGUUAUUAUCUGUUGUUACUGUAGAUACUACC
Emericellopsis atlantica is the source of this 1117-nucleotide messenger RNA. Its product is annotated as necrosis inducing protein. The coding region runs from base 321 to 1016 and encodes 231 amino acids. The record is from RefSeq and is a predicted model, not a curated record. The transcript has 4 exons. NCBI's taxonomy places the organism in Eukaryota, Fungi, Ascomycota, Sordariomycetes, Hypocreales, Bionectriaceae.